CUAUAGAAAGUUAAUCAUCACUUUUCUGUUGUUUCAGUUUCUUUAACACAAACAAAGAAGAAAGGCCUUGAGUUUAAACAGAAGAUAAUAGAGGAUAUCCAGACAUGCUGUGAUAAAUAUAAGAACAUAUUCCUCUUCUCGGUACACAACAUGAGGAACACACACCUGAAGGACGUUCGCCAGAGCUGGAUAGGAAGCCGAUUUUACUUUGGGAAGAACAAAGUUAUGUCAUUGGCAUUAGGGAGGACCAAGGAAGAUGAAUAUAAAGACAACCUACACAAACUGAGUUCUCAGUUACGCGGACAGACAGGACUGCUGUUCACCAAUAAAUCAAAGAAAGAGGUCCUCAGAUUCUUUGAUGAGUACAGAGUGCCAGAUUAUGCCAGAUCAGGCAAUCCGUGUCAACAAACCGUGAUGUUAGAUGAGGGACCUAUCCCAGAAUUCUCUCAUUCCAUGGAACCCCAACUCCGACAGCUCGGACUACCCACUUGUCUACAGAAAGGUCAGACCAAAUCUUAUACAGUAAAACUCAGUUAUCUAGCAGAAAG
This is a messenger RNA of Saccostrea cuccullata (small rock oyster), 548 nucleotides long. Its product is annotated as mRNA turnover protein 4 homolog. Lineage: Eukaryota; Metazoa; Mollusca; Bivalvia; Ostreida; Ostreidae. The annotation marks the transcript as partial. The transcript has 4 exons. The record is from RefSeq and is a predicted model, not a curated record. Gene Ontology annotation, molecular function: RNA binding. Gene Ontology annotation, biological process: ribosomal large subunit biogenesis; nuclear-transcribed mRNA catabolic process; rRNA processing. Gene Ontology annotation, cellular component: preribosome, large subunit precursor; nucleolus.